GUUCAUUGUGCCACAAGUGCAUUCCGAGUGCCGGCGACGCCAAUUGCUCGUUACAAACCUGAGACCAGUUGCGAAUCGUUCUGUGAAAGGCGACAGUGACAUUUCCCGGAGCGAGGGCUCGGCCCUUGCAAUAGUCUCGAGUAGUAAAAACACCAUAGAACCGUGCACAACUGUGUGCAUUCGCGAAAUGACACAACGUUUACGCGAAAUAAAAGGUGGCCCGCAAUUCACAUUCGCUCGCAAGCUUCGAAUUUCGCCGGAAGCGCAUGGCACGAACGAAAUUGUGUAAAUAACGCCGGCAAAUUUGAGUGUGCGAGCAAUAUGGCUUCGUAUUUUAUGUAUUUUGACGCGAGGUUAUUUUGCGCGAGGGGAAAAAAGUUUUUUUAAGCAAUGAAAAACUAACUUUAUUUCGAUCUUAAGUGCCGCGCUGCACGUGUUAAUUACGUGGUGAAAUUAGAGUGGAAGUGAUAUAACGUUCAAUUACGGAGUCGCACGAAUUAAAGGUCAGCGGACGUGCGUUUACUCAUAUCGCAUUUCUCUUUCGCCUGGCUAAUGAUACCUGAGAAGAUGGAAGUGACACUUUUAUAUAUACACGACCGACAGCGGCCAGGAUAUUUUCAAUUCAAAUUAUUUUGAAGAAAAUAUAUUUGAGAGAUAAAGAUCGGAUGUCUUUUUCGUGCUAAUAAAAUCCUUGUCAAUCCUUAAUUUAUUGAAAUGAGUCUCUCGGAAGUCUCGUGGAUCUUCUUCCUAAUCGCGGCCUUUGAGAUUGUGUGUUCCAACUCGUUGACCGGGGAUCACGUGUGCUCAAGAGUAGAAAAUUAUACAGUUACAUCGUACGAGACUUACACCGAGCCGGUUGUGAUCAACACGUUCACUUGGUGUCUGCAAAUUCCACCGAGAUGCCCAAAGACACGGACAGAGCAGCGACAACGAUAUCGUAUAAAGACGGAAGAAAAAUCAAAAACUGUACAGGAAUGUUGCAAAGGAUAUAAAAUGCUGAUUCACGAUAAUGCGGAUGCAAAUGCGACGUGUUUACCAUUUUGCGAAAAAUGUCUGGCAGGCGUGUGUAUCGCACCAAACGAAUGCCAAUGCAAUCCCGGAUAUCAUGGAAAUGACUGUGCUCAUGAGUGCCCAACAGGACUCUGGGGUCUGCGAUGUAUGGAGGUAUGCAGUUGCGGAGAAAGUGGCAAUUGCGAUCCUGUAAAUGGCGCCUGUCGCUGCUCCGCGGGGCUGCAAGGACCUCAGUGCAGGGAGCAUUGCGCAAUCGGCCGGUGGGGCCCAGACUGCGCAAACGAAUGCACAUGUCAAAGUCAGGAUAAUAACUGCGAUGCCGUAACCGGAAGAUGCACUGACAAUGACGCCUCUUUAAUCCAACAACAAACGCCGCUCGCCUAUUUGCCAGGCUCCACUACCGAACCUGUGCAAACAGUCAGAAUUGGUUAUGCGGAAACCACAGCUACUGUACCGCGCGAGAGUACCGCACGCCAAACAGAAGAUAUAAAUAACAGCUGGAACGAGACGACUUACAUUCCUAAAACGACGAGUCCAGCGACGAACACAAUCGCGAUUCCUCCUCAAAGGGCAGCGAUAAACGAAACGCGAGCAAGGGUUUCAUCCACCACCGCCCGACCCGUAAUUGUGGUAGUUUCCGUUCCCGAACACAGGAGGGACGAAAAGGACAGGCAAAAGUUCGCGACGAAGGACGCUCUCCUCAGACACGUUCAAAGCGACGAAAAUAUCGUGCCAAAUAUCGAUUAUGUAAAAACCGUUCAUAAAGACGAUAUUCAGACAACAACUUCGAUCCCAUUGGACAUCGCUCUGAUCGUCGUGGCUGCGAUCGUCUCUCUCGGUCUGACCUCGCUCGCGGUGGUCAUGAUUCUCCACAUGCGAUCUAAGCUGUUCGACGCCGUUCGUCUUGCCGUCUACGACGAUCAAGAGAAGACGAAGACUCAAGAACGUGAAAGCGCGAACGGCAAGAGGAUGUCCACAGUGGUGAACACCAGUUUGCCUACACCUCCGGUCUGCGUGAGUCCCGUAUUCACCGUCAAUGCAGAACCGGAGACAAUAUUCACGGUCGACGGCAUCGAAUCGCUGAAUACUUACGCGAAUGGCGCCGCUACGAUUGGCCUACGAAUUUCCGGCAAUCUUCGUGAUCUGUUACAAGACGGCCAUUACGAUCGACCAUCGGCGACUCUGAUACGUUUGCAGACAAACUUCGACCAUAACACGGAGCACUUGUACGACGAAAUACCCUUGCAAAUCACUCCACCGUCUAAUCGCAAAGAUCUGUGAUGAAGAAACGUCUCUAUUCAUUAUACUUGUAGUCAAAUCUAUCCGUAGUUAAUAAUGCAGUAUUAUCAUAAAAACAAACGAAGCGUUUUCGCGCGAGACUGUUGUAAACAAAUGAUGAAAAGUCAAUCCCGAUAAAACAUACGCGAAGACUGGUUUCUGACCUUACGCACGACUAUCGAACGCGCAAGGCUGAACAUGAACUAUAAUUGACUGGAAUAAGUAGAAAACCAAGUCGUUUUAAACAGAGCACUGUCAGUGACCGACGGUAGAAUUUAAUCAGCGGAGCGUGCAACUUUCUGAAUCGGCUAUUUUGCAGUUUCGACGAGAUGACGUCAAAUCGAACGGGAAUGCAUCUGAUUACGAAUGCGCAAUGUGGAAAGCGCGAAAUAAUAGAGUCCCGUGUAACAAGCGCACCGACUAUCAUUAUCCGAAUAGCACUAAACGCUUGGUACAGCUCCGACGCGGAGCUACCUGCUUACGAAUAAAUUGAUGCGAAAAUAAGCGUCUGACAAAUCUAGCAAUUUUAUUUCGAUAUUGGAGUGGUUUACUCAAUACGGAUUACGUUUCGUAAAUAAAAAAAAAAUUUGUCGUUUACUUAGUCAUUGUUUCAGCUACUACGAGCAAUCUUUUCGCAUUUACAUCUUUUUGUAUUUCGUUGAGUUACGGAAUUACGAACUGAAUUCGGCGUUUACCUGUGGAAUAAUAUUCGCGUUUAUAACAUAUUAACAAUAUUGUAAUAUCACAAAUUGGCAAUAUUAAUGUGAUCUUUUUUAAUUUGCGGUAAUCAUAAAAAGUAAUAUUUUUUUCAAACGUAAAAACAUAUUUUUGCGAUAAAUAUAUUCUGCGCUUCCGAAUAAACAGUAAUGAUAUGUAUAAAAGCGAUAAUUUAAUCAUUGAUACAAGUACGUCAUCGCAAAAGGAAGUAAGCUUAAUUUUUGUGCGCUGAAAAUAAAACCAAAGAAUUAAGAUCGUAUUUAAAAUCGAUGUAAUAUUAUAGAAAAAUAUAAUCUUAAUAUGUUAAGUGUGAGAAAUUCUAGCGAUAGGAAUAAUAUUAAAAAA
Messenger RNA from Linepithema humile (Argentine ant), 3351 nucleotides. RefSeq lists its product as uncharacterized. Gene Ontology annotation, molecular function: protein binding; scavenger receptor activity. Lineage: Eukaryota; Metazoa; Arthropoda; Insecta; Hymenoptera; Formicidae. The record is from RefSeq and is a predicted model, not a curated record.